Messenger RNA from Octopus sinensis (East Asian common octopus), 312 nucleotides. RefSeq lists its product as uncharacterized. NCBI's taxonomy places the organism in Eukaryota, Metazoa, Mollusca, Cephalopoda, Octopoda, Octopodidae. The record is from RefSeq and is a predicted model, not a curated record. The transcript has 4 exons. The coding region runs from base 1 to 312 and encodes 103 amino acids.
AUGGGCCUUUCUAGCGUUCAACUUUAUUUGCAAUUCCGGAGCUCUCGUCGUCGCGUUAUUCCGAAUUUAUUUACCCUCUUCUAUUCAGUCAACGGAAUAUUCCGUGAACGGAAAUUCGAAUUAUACGCCCUUGCAUUAUCAGUCCUGGUUGUCAUAAUCUAUGUUAUAAUACACUACAUCAUCCCCAACAGCACGGACGAUCUCAACUUUAUCCCAAAAGCUAACCUAACUUCAACCUUCUCCCUAACCCUAACCUUAUCCCUAACCCCACAUCAAUAUCUUGCCGUAAUAGAACAUUAUCCCCCACCUUAA